Messenger RNA from Grosmannia clavigera kw1407, 3504 nucleotides. Its product is annotated as alpha-aminoadipate reductase large. The transcript is spliced from 5 exons. Gene Ontology annotation, biological process: L-lysine biosynthetic process. NCBI's taxonomy places the organism in Eukaryota, Fungi, Ascomycota, Sordariomycetes, Ophiostomatales, Ophiostomataceae. The record is from RefSeq and is a predicted model, not a curated record. Bases 1 to 3504 code for a protein of 1167 amino acids. Gene Ontology annotation, molecular function: L-aminoadipate-semialdehyde dehydrogenase [NAD(P)+] activity.
AUGGAAGCUCCUAACCCGACAGUCGAUCUCCAUUGGGGGGAAUUUCGUGGAGCUAUCCACGAGAUCUUUGCCCAGAAUGCCAAGAAGUUCCCCGACAGAGAGUGUGUCGUGGAAACCAAGAGCUCUCGCACCAAGGAGCGCGUCUUCACAUACCGGCAGAUCAACGAGAGCGCCAAUCUGCUGGCACACCACCUCCUGGACCAUGGAUGUGCAGUGGGCGAUGUCGUCAUGAUAUAUGCAUACCGAGGAGUCGACCUCGUGGUGGCCUAUAUGGGUGCUCUCAAAGCCGGUGCGACCGUCAGCGUGAUCGAUCCGCAGUACCCUCCCGAACGGCAGAAGGUGCUGCUGGACAUUGCGAGGCCCAAGUUCCUUGUUUGCAUCGAAAUGGCGAACAAGGAAUCCGGUCCGCUUUCGGAGGCCGUUCUGGACUUUGUCGCAAGCAGCUUGAGCCUCAAGUCGUCCAUUCCUGCUCUCGCCCUAUGCGACAACGGAGAGCUGCGCGGAGGUAUCGUCAACGGCAAGGACUGCCUAGAUGCCUCAGUCUACAGCCGCGAGGACCCAGUCAAUGUCGUCGUAGGGCCGGAGUCAGUCCCUACUCUGUCGUACACCAGCGGUUCGGAAGGCCGGCCGAAGGGUGUGUUGGGCCGGCACUUCUCCCUGACGCACUACUUUCCUUGGAUGGCGGAACGAUUUGGCCUUUCGGACCAAGACAGGUUCACGAUGCUGUCUGGAAUCGCUCAUGAUCCAAUUCAGCGAGACAUUUUUACGCCACUCUUUUUGGGUGCCAAGAUCAUCGUUCCUCCGAUGGACGUGAUCGCCUACGAGCUUCUGGCCGAAUGGAUGAAGGAGAGCCGCGUCACGGUGACGCACUUGACUCCCGCCAUGGGGCAGAUCCUUGUGGGAGGCGCCACCGCCUUGAUCUCCUCUCUCCGAAAUGCUUUCUUCGUGGGCGACCUAUUGACCAAGAAGGACACGGCGAAGCUGCGGAACCUGGCGCCGGGUGCGAGUGUCAUCAAUCUUUACGGAUCGACCGAAAGCCAACGGGCGGUCUCUUACUUGGAGAUUCCGAGCAAGGCCCGGGAUCCUCUGUUCCUAGACAGCCUUCCCGACAUUAUACCGGUCGGGCAGGGCAUGCUCAAUGUCCAGCUCUUGGUGGUGGACCGGGAUAACCCGAAGCGGCUGUGUGAUGUUGGUGAGCAGGGAGAGCUGUUUUUGCGAGCUGGCGGUCUCGCCAAGGGAUACCUCGGAGACGACGAGAAGACGGCGGAGCUGAACCGGUCCAAGUUUCUGGCCAACUGGUUCGUCGAUUCUCCCGUGCCGCAGGAUCGUCUGUACAAGACCGGCGACCUUGGCCGGCGCCGGCCUGACGGAAGCGUCGAGUGCACGGGCAGAAUCGAUUCGCAGGUCAAGAUCCGUGGUUUUCGCAUCGAGCUGGGAGAAAUCGACGCCCACCUGUCACAACACCCUUAUCUUCGCGAGAACGUCACAUUGGUGCGGAGAGACAAGAACGAGGAGCACACGCUCGUCACCUAUUUCGUUCCCGAGACCAAGCGUUGGUUCCAACAUCUCCAGCAACAAGGCGGACAGCUCCAGGUGCAUUCUCCGGACGAGUCGAUCAGCCAGAUGCUUCGACAAUUCAAGUCCCUGUCUGAGGACUGCAAGAAGUUCCUUGCUACCAGACUCCCUAAAUAUGCUGUUCCCAGCCUGUUCAUCCCUUUAGCUCGGAUGCCAUUGAAUCCCAAUGGAAAGAUCGACAAAGCCGCGCUCCCGUUCCCAGAUGAGGCAGACCUCAGCUUCCUAUCCAAGAGGAGAGCGUCGUCCGUGUCUGUCAACAUGACCGAGACCCAGAAGACUCUAGCGUCAAUCUGGGCGUCGGUGCUUCCCAACUGCUCCGCACGGAUGCUCAGACCGGAGUCCAACUUUUUCGAUGAAGGAGGACACUCGAUUCUCGCGCAGCAGAUGUUUUUCCGCAUCAACAAAGAAUGGAAGCACACCGAUGUGCCCAUUCGAGCAAUUUUCCAGUCCCAGACGCUGGAGGCGCUUGCUGCCGAGAUUGACCGUGCCCAAGACCCCAUCGGCCUGCGUCUGGAUGCGAUGCCUCUGGAUGUCGACGCCAAGGGCCAGGACGAGGCGUAUGCCGUGGACGCGCGCGACCUCGCCGGUCAGCUUCCCAAGACCAUCCCCACAGCAGCAACGACGUGGGAUUCUGCCUCGGCCGCCCCUACGGUGCUCCUGACCGGUGCCACUGGCUUCCUGGGCUCCUACAUCGUGCACGAACUGCUCGAGGGUCCUACCCAGGCCAACGUGGUGGCAGUUGUUCGUGCCAAAGAUCCAGUGGCCGGGCUUGCCCGUUUGGAGACUGUCAUGAAGGCCUACGGUCUCUGGUCUCCGGCAUGGAUCGCUUCGUCCAGGAUCGAGGUUGUAGUCGGAGACCUGAGCAAGCCGCACAUUGGCAUUGAUUCCAACACGUGGGAGCGCCUAAGUAACACAGUCGAUGUCGUCAUCCACAACGGCGCCCAGGUGAACUGGAUGCUGCCGUACUCGGUGAUGCGGCCUGCCAACGUGCUGAGCACACUAGCCUGCAUCGAGCUGUGUGCUGUAGGCAAAAAGGCCAAGAGGCUGGCGUUUGUGAGCUCGACCUCGACACUCGACAACGACCACUACGUGCAGCUCUCGUCUGGCCCGGACGGAAAGCCGGUUCCCGAGGCCGACGAUCUUGAGGGCAGCCGCAAGGGCCUCGGCACUGGGUAUGGACAGUCGAAGUGGGCGAGCGAGUAUGUGCUGCGCGAGGCCGGACAGCGUGGUCUUGUCGGUGCGAUAAUCCGCUCCGGCUACAUCACGGGUGACCCUGCAACGGGCACCUCGGUGACAGACGACUUCCUGGUCCGGCUCUGGAAGGGCUGUCUGCAGGUGGGCGGACGCCCUGACAUUUCCAACACGCUCAACGCUGUUCCGGUCACACAGGUGAACCGCAUCGUCGUCUCUGCGGCCUUCCACAUGCCGAAGGCCACGGGCCAGAACAUGGCGGUGGCCCAGGUGACCAGCCAUCCGCGUCUGACCCUGAACGACUGGAUGGGCGCCCUGGAGGUGUAUGGGUAUGCGGCUGCACGCAUUCCGUACCAGGAUUGGGCCGCCAAGGUCAAGGAUUACGUCAGCGACGAUACCCAGACCGAGCCUCACGCUCUGUUGCCUCUCUUCCAUUUCGUCGUCGGGGACCUGCCAGGGAACACCAUAGCGCCCGAGCUGGAUGACACCAAUGCUCUGGCAGCACUGGACCUGUACGCAAAGGAAACAGUGACAAGAGGGGCUGCGCCGGCCUCGUCUGUCCAUGCGGUCAAUGCAGAGGCACUGGGUUCGUAUUUGGCGUACCUCGUUGCUGUUGGGUUUAUCCCUGCCCCUCCUGUCACAGCUGAGAGCGGUAAGACUCCGCUACCACAGCUGAGCGAAGCUGCGUUACAGAACAUAGCUGCCGGGCAGUUUGGUGGCAGGUCUGCCAAGCCGUAA